This is a messenger RNA of Labeo rohita (rohu), 5456 nucleotides long. RefSeq names its product interferon-induced very large GTPase 1-like. The record is from RefSeq and is a predicted model, not a curated record. The coding region runs from base 78 to 5456 and encodes 1792 amino acids. The transcript has 4 exons. Lineage: Eukaryota; Metazoa; Chordata; Actinopteri; Cypriniformes; Cyprinidae. Gene Ontology annotation, molecular function: GTP binding.
CUCCAAACCCGACGGGCCUGCAGUCUGAGUGAAGAACCUGAUUCAUCACUGACUCUGUUGCUCUGUCUCUCAGCAGUAUGGAUCACUCGUUUCCCAAUCUUACCAUUGUGUCAGCUGGAAACUCUGCAGCAAUCCAGUUUGGACAGGACAACAUUCUGCUUGGAGAAGAACAACCAAAUAUUGAAAAUGUAGAAAUAUCCAGGAUCCUUCCUUUACAGAGGAAAAUAUCAGAACGGCACGUCACGGUGAUCAACAUAACUGGCUUACAUGAGACUGAACUUAACCUGGACCCUGCUAAUGAUGUCAUCGGUCAACUUGUGCACGAAAACAAAAUCAACGCCUUCAUAUUUGUUGUGCGACUUGAUCAGUUAACAGAUGCUGAUAAGAUGGGUCUUGAAUGGCUUCAGCAAGUAUUUGGUGAAGAAGUUCUUCCGUUUGUGAUGAUUCUCUUCACCUAUGAAGCAGAAGAAGAGUGUGACACUAUAACAGAUGAUCUGAAGAAAAACCUUGUGCUGGAGCAACUGCUGGAGAAAUGUGGAGGAGGAUAUCACACCAGUAGCAAGAUCAUGAACAACCAAUAUGAGAUGAUAGAACUGAUGAACAAGAUUGACCGUCUGUUUGUUGAGAAUAAACAGCAGCACUACACUGGAGAGAUGUACAACACAGCAAGAGAGAGAGAAGACCUGAAAAAGAGUCACUGUGAAAGUGGUGAGAUUAGUACAUUUAAAACUGCUGAAAAGCAUACAACAGAAAGUGAGGGACCAAAUGAGCAUGUAGAAAAGGAAACGCUUACCGUUUCAAAUACACUCUUUCACAGACUUCACCUUGACAAGCAUCACCAUAAACUGAGAGCUGCAGAUGUUCUUCAGUUAUCUGCACACUCAUUACAGUCCAAUGAGCCUUGUGCUGAAGAGAAGCUGAUUCAGACUUUCAUUUACAAACUGCUGAUGAUGGACUAUAAAGCAAGAUAUAUUAUUGUUAAGACUGAUGAGGAAAGUCACACUCAACAAGACACACUCAACAAUGAUUUAUUUGAACAAGAAAAUGAUUUUGAUGAUUUCUGUUCCGAAUUAACGUCAGACAACAAACCAAGUAAAACUUCAUCCAUUGUUCAUCCAAUGGAUGUUCAGAUGGCUGCGUUUCAUUGUGCUGAUGGUUUCCUGAAGCAGCUGAUGGUAACUAAACUGUCUCAGUGUCAGUACGCUCUGCCUCUGCUUGUUCCUGAUCCAUUCACAAAACAGAUAGUAUUUCCUCUCUGGACAUUUAGACAAAUCAACAAGAGCUGGAAAACAAAAAAUACUGACAGUGAGAUCAUCAGUCAAAAUCAGCCGGUCUACAAGGCACAAACUCCAAUGGUGUCUUUCUUCAGAUUUGGCUCUGUAUCCUCAUCCAAGUCUCAGCUGAUGAACAGUCUGAUCAAUGAGAAACACAACACGUUUUUCCACAGGAACUGCCCAGGCAGCAGCAAAACCAGAGUCCUGAUGGAUGGAGUGGUGGAGAUCGCCUGGUUCUGCCCCUCUGGGAAAAACACGGAUAAAUUUAAUGACUGUAUUGCAUUCUGUAACCUCCAUGGUGAUGCAGAAGACAAUGAGAAACAGCUGCAGGUUCUCACUGAAAUGGCCUCAGUCAAUGUUGUUCUUCUUCCACAACUUAAGAGAAAUGACGAAGGCAUGAUACAAGUUGAAAAACUCUAUAAGGACUCAAAACCACUAAUUUGUCUUUUUGCUGAGAGGGAUACAGCUCUCACUGAGACACGGCAAGGAAAAUAUAAAAUUGGUUUGAAAAACAGAAGUCAGUCAGAUAUAUCUGAGGAACUCAGAAGAGCUAUAAAUGAUGCUUUUUCAUUGACAUCUUCCGCUUUCAGUCUUGAAGAUGUGUCCAAACACUCAGACAUCAUAGUGGACGAGAAAAAUGAUGAUGACUGCAGGAAUGGAAAAGAAGCAGCACAGCAGAUGAUGAGUUUGCUGGAGAAUAAAAAACUGACUGAAAUCAAAGAAUCGGUUCUGCCCUAUCAGGGGAAACUGUGGCAUCAGUGGUGUCAGAAAAACAAAGAACUACAUCGACCUCAAGCUAAUGAAUUAGACGCAGAGUGGACUAAAAAAAACACAGAUUUGAUGAAAAUCCGUGAACAGCAGCAUGAGUAUGACAUCAGUGAGUUUAUGACGCUCUUUAUUAAAGAAAUGAACUCAGGUGCUGCAGAGAAAAUGUUUUUCCUAAAAUGGCUUGGAAUCCUCCUGGAUGAAAAUAUUGAUAAAUCUGAACAACUCAAGGAUGAACAAUCGAAACUUGAGAGAAUAUCUAAGGAACUUCAAGCUGCAGCCUUUGGCUUGGAGCACAUCAUGAGGGAGGUUGGUCAGAUCUAUGAAUCAUGUUCAUCUGUGGAGAAGACCAAGACAGGCUUGCAGUUUGAGAUCUCUUCUUUGCCAAGUCUUGCAGCAGAGAUGAUGAUCUCUGGAUUCCCGCUGGAGCUGAUGGAUGGAGAUGCUGCUCAUGUUCCUGUGAUGUGGAUCACUGCCGUUCUAGAUGAACUCAUCCAGAAACUGGGAGACAAGAGAGUCUUUGUGCUGUCAGUUUUAGGGAUUCAGAGCUCUGGUAAAUCCACAAUGCUGAACGCCAUGUUUGGACUCCAGUUUGCUGUCAGUGCUGGCAAAUGCACCAGAGGAGCUUUCAUGCAGCUGGUCAGUGUGUCAGACGAGAAGAAAGCACAGCUAAACUUGGACUAUAUUCUGGUUGUUGAUACUGAAGGUCUUUGUAGUUCUGAACUGGCUGGAAGAUCAACUAGACAUCAUGACAAUGAAAUGGCCACAUUUGUUGUUGGUCUCGCAAAUUUGACACUGAUCAACAUUUUUGGGGAAAACCUAUCUGAGAUGCAGGACAUUCUUCAGAUAGUUGUUCAGGCCUUCCUGAGGAUGAAGAAGGUCAGUCUGAAUCCCAGCUGUGUUUUUGUGCAUCAGAACGUUUCAGACGUCACAGCUGUUGAGAAAAACAUGGAGGGAAGGAGACGACUGCAGGAGACACUGGAUGAGAUGACAAAACUUGCUGCUAAAGAGGAAGUCUAUGACGCAGAAUGUUUCAAUGAUGUCAUUGAAUUUGACAUAAGAAAUGAUGUGAAGUACUUUGCUCAGCUCUGGGAGGGCAACCCACCCAUGGCACCAACAAACCCAAACUACUGUGAGAAUAUUCAAGAACUGAAGGAAACUAUUAUGUCUCAUGCCUCUAAAUCAGACAAUAUGAAACUGAUAGACUUGAAAGAUCGAAUUAAAGAUCUCUGGGAAGCUUUGCUGAAUGAACGAUUUGUGUUCAGCUUUCAAAAUUCUCUGGAGAUUACAGCAUACAGGAAACUGGAGACAGAAUACAACCAAUGGUCCUGGACACUUCGAAGUGCCAUGCUGGAAAUUGAGUACAAACUACAAAACAAAAUAGAAAAUGAAGAUGUUAAUGAGGUUAAUGAAAGUGAUCUUAAAGGAGAACUAAAAGAGAAAAGUGAAAACGUGAAAAGCUCAAUGUCAGAAUUCUUUGAGAAAGACACAGAUGCAGGAAUACUGAUUCAGUGGAAAAAUAAUUUUGAGAUAAAAAUCCAAGAGCUUCAAGAAACCAUUGUAAGAGAAACAAAUAGGAAAUUAAAUGGGAUGCUUCAGCAGCGAGACUUGAGGAAAAAGAUUGACUCUCAGAGAACACAUCAUGAAAACGCUCUCUUUGAAAAGAGCAAAGAACUUGCCUUAAAACUCAAAGACCAAGCAAAAGAUGAAGAAACACUGAAGAAUGAGUUUGAUUUGUUUUGGAAAGAGUGUGUGAAGAAGAUCAUCACAGAUUCUCCAAUCAAAGACAUUGACAUACUGAAAGAGGUGAAACUACUCCUCAGUGACAUCUAUAAAAGUGCUCCUGUAGACUCCUGGACGGAGAGCAGUGAAUGUAGGGAUGUUUUUUCUGUGCAAAGUUAUUCUGAUUAUGUACAAUUAAAGAAAUCCAGUGGAUUUACAGGUCAUAUUAAAAAUGCAUACAAAGCAGCGAAAGAGAAGAUUGGUCGGGCUCUUUCUAAAGAAGAUGAAAUCCAAAUAACAAUCUUUGUCACAGAUGUUGCCCAGCAGAUAGAAAGAAAAAUCUUGUCUUUUAACAUUGCAAAAAUGGGCUUCAAUGUCAGCUGCAUUCAACAACUUGUAGAUUACAUCAAGACAAGAAUAAGACAACAUCAAGAAGGAUCUGUGAGCUAUGUGUUCAAGAAUGAAUUCUCCAUUGACUUGAUUUAUUCCAUCUUUAGGAGAGCAAAUAAGACAUUUACUCAGCAGCACAGACUGUUCAGAGAAGCCAAUGAUCCCGUUCUCUAUUUGGAGAAGAAGAAAGAAGAGUAUUACAGUAUUUUCCAGAAACAUCUCCAAGGAGCUGCAUCAUCUGUCAUUUUUGGUGAGAUCUUAUGUCAGAAACUUAAAGAGCGCAUUGAGCAGAGUGUCUACAGGAAGUCUGCAAGAGAUUUGAUAGAUGAAAUUAGACAAAACUGUAAAUCACUAAAUGGAAGCAGAAUAAAUCUCGAGAAACACAUUCUGAAGUUUCUGGCAGAAAAAGAGAAUUUUUCUGCGUACCUGGACUACUUUAAUUAUCCCAGAGAGCACUUUGAGAAUUUUAUCAGAGAUGAAGUCAGUCAGUACACGACUCGCAACGUCAGUGACCGUGUUUUGACCAAGAUAAAGGAAAACAUUGAACUCCUGCAGAAGAAGAUCAUGGAAGCUGCACAUGAAUCUACUGUACAUGUUCAAGCAAACAGUGGAAAUGUUGAUUUGUGGUUGAAGACUUUCACACAUCAGCUUUCAGAUGUGCUGAUAUUCUCUGAAAAAGAUCUCAGUGGAGUCAGACAUGAUGAUGUUGAUGAUUUCAACCUCCUCAAAGAAGUCAUAACAACAAAAAGUCCUGCUAUAAUGCCUGACACAAGCAAUGAGUUCAACACAGACACAUUUUAUGAAAAACUGGAUCUCAAGGACAGACCAGAUGAGAUUCUGAUUGAUCAGUUCUGUCAGUGCUGUUGGGUUCAGUGUCCGUUCUGUAAAGCCCCCUGCACCCAAACUGAAAACCAUGAUGGAGAUCACUGUGUUCUUUCACACAGAAUAACUGGAAUCAAUGGGCACUACAAUGUUGAAACAAAUCAUCUUUGUACAGAAUUUUGCAAGGCUGCAGUGGCAAGUAAAAAAUGUUUUAAAUCAUCAGAUAAGUGGAUACCAUAUAAAGAAUACAAAAUAGCAAAAGAAAUUCAUGAUGACUGGCUUUGGCGCUCAGUAUUCUUAGCACCUUGUCCUAUCUGGAAAUACUGGAAGUGGUUUGUGCACAGAUUCCAAAAAGAUCUGGAAGAGUAUUACGAGAAAUCCUUUGAAAGGGAGGCUUGGCUCCCAUUAAUUUGGAAAUUCCACACAAAAAACAUGGCAAUUCAUAGUUUACGCUUACACUUUCCUUUUGGAUACAUUCAUUAG